GAGGAAGGCGAGAACAGGCUUUGACCGAUAGUAACCUCUGCGCUCCGGGCAGCCGAAUCUAUAAAAGGAACUAGUCUCGGCAAAAACCCCGUAAUUGCGAGCGACAGUGAGUGGGGCCGGGACCCGCAGAGCCGAGCGGACCCUUCUCUCCCGGGUUGCGGCAGGGCAGAGCAGGGCGGGGGGCUCCGCGCACCAACAGGACUAGUUCUCAGGGCGCUUUGCUCCUUGUUUUUUACCCUCGUUCUGUUUUCUCCCCUUCUCCGGAAGGCUUGUCAAGGGGUAGGAGAAAGAGACGCAAACACAAAAGUGGAAAACAGUUAAUGACCAGCCACGGCAUCCCUGCUGUGAGCUCUGGCCGCUGCCUUCCAGGGCUCCCGAGCCACACGCUGUGGGUGCUGGCUGAGGGAACAUGGCUUGUUGGCCUCAGCUGAGGUUGCUGCUGUGGAAGAACCUCACUUUCAGAAGAAGACAAACAUGUCAGCUGCUGCUGGAAGUGGCCUGGCCUCUAUUUAUCUUCCUGAUCCUGAUCUCUGUUCGGCUGAGCUACCCACCCUAUGAACAACAUGAAUGCCAUUUUCCAAAUAAAGCCAUGCCCUCUGCAGGAACACUUCCUUGGGUUCAGGGGAUUAUCUGUAAUGCCAACAACCCCUGUUUCCGUUACCCGACUCCUGGGGAGGCUCCCGGAGUUGUUGGAAACUUUGACAAAUCCAUUGUGUCUCGCCUGUUCUCAGAUGCUCGCAAGCUUCUUUUAUACAGCCAGAAAGACACCAGCAUGAAGGACAUGCGCAAAGUUCUGAGAACAUUACAGCAGAUCAAGAAAUCCAGCUCAAACUUGAAGCUUCAGGAUUUCCUGGUGGACAAUGAAACCUUCUCUGGGUUCCUGUAUCAUAACCUGUCUCUCCCAAAGUCUACUGUGGACAAGAUGCUGAGGGCUGAUGUCAUUCUCCACAAGGUAUUUUUGCAAGGCUACCAGUUACAUUUGACCUGUCUGUGCAACGGAUCAAAAUCAGAAGAGGUGAUUCAACUUGGUGACCAAGAAGUUUCCGAGCUUUGUGGCCUACCAAGGGAGAAACUGGCUGCAGCAGGGCAGGUACUUCAUUCCAACGUGGACAUCCUGAAGCCAAUCCUGAGAGGACUAAACUCUUCAUCUCCCCUCCCGAGCAAGGAGCUGGCUGAAGCCACAAAAACAUUGCUGCAUAGUCUUGGGACUCUGGCCCAGGAGCUGUUCAGCAUGAGAAGCUGGAGUGACAUGCGACAGGAGGUGAUGUUUCUGACCAAUGUGAACAGCUCCAGCUCUUCCACCCAGAUCUACCAGGCUGUGUCUCGUAUUGUCUGCGGGCAUCCCGAGGGAGGGGGGCUGAAGAUCAAGUCUCUCAACUGGUAUGAGGACAAUAACUACAAAGCCCUCUUCGGAGGCAAUGGCACUGAGGAAGAUGCUGAAACCUUCUACGACAACUCUACAACUCCUUACUGCAAUGAUUUGAUGAAGAAUUUGGAGUCUAGUCCUCUUUCCCGCAUUAUUUGGAAAGCUCUGAAGCCUCUGCUUGUUGGGAAGAUCCUGUAUACACCUGACACUCCAGCCACAAGGCAGGUUAUGGCUGAGGUGAACAAGACCUUCCAGGAAUUGGCUGUGUUCCAUGAUCUGGAAGGCAUGUGGGAGGAACUCAGCCCCAAGAUCUGGACCUUCAUGGAGAACAGCCAAGAAAUGGACCUUGUCCGGACGCUGUUGGACAGCAGGGGCAAUGACCACUUUUGGGAACAGCAGUUGGAUGGCUUAGAUUGGACAGCCCAAGACAUUGUGGCGUUUUUGGCCAAGCACCCAGAGGAUGUCCAGUCCAGUAAUGGUUCUGUGUACACCUGGAGAGAAGCUUUCAACGAGACUAACCAGGCAAUCCGGACCAUAUCUCGCUUCAUGGAGUGUGUCAACCUGAACAAGCUGGAACCCAUAGCAACAGAAGUCCGGCUCAUUAACAAGUCCAUGGAGCUGCUGGAUGAGAGGAAGUUCUGGGCUGGUAUUGUGUUCACUGGAAUUACUCCAGGCAGCAUUGAGCUGCCCCACCAUGUCAAGUACAAGAUCCGAAUGGACAUUGACAACGUGGAGAGGACAAAUAAAAUCAAGGAUGGGUACUGGGACCCUGGUCCUCGAGCUGACCCCUUUGAGGACAUGCGGUACGUCUGGGGCGGCUUCGCCUACUUGCAGGAUGUGGUGGAACAGGCAAUCAUCAGGGUGCUGACAGGCACCGAGAAGAAAACUGGUGUCUAUAUGCAACAGAUGCCCUAUCCCUGUUAUGUUGAUGACAUCUUUCUGCGGGUGAUGAGCCGGUCAAUGCCCCUCUUCAUGACACUGGCCUGGAUUUACUCAGUGGCUGUGAUCAUCAAGGGCAUUGUAUAUGAGAAGGAGGCGCGGCUGAAAGAGACCAUGCGGAUCAUGGGCCUGGACAACAGCAUCCUCUGGUUUAGCUGGUUCAUUAGUAGCCUCAUUCCUCUUCUUGUGAGCGCUGGCUUGCUGGUGGUCAUCCUGAAGUUAGGAAACCUGCUGCCCUACAGUGACCCCAGCGUGGUGUUUGUCUUCCUGUCCGUGUUUGCUGUGGUGACCAUCCUGCAGUGCUUCCUGAUUAGCACACUCUUCUCCAGAGCCAACCUGGCGGCAGCCUGUGGGGGCAUCAUCUACUUCACGCUGUACCUGCCCUACGUUCUGUGUGUGGCAUGGCAGGACUAUGUGGGCUUCACACUCAAGAUCUUCGCUAGCCUGCUGUCUCCUGUGGCUUUCGGGUUUGGCUGUGAGUACUUUGCCCUUUUUGAGGAGCAGGGCAUUGGAGUGCAGUGGGACAACCUGUUUGAAAGUCCUAUGGAGGAAGAUGGCUUCAAUCUCACCACUUCAGUUUCCAUGAUGCUGUUUGACACCUUCCUCUAUGGGGUGAUGACUUGGUACAUCGAGGCUGUCUUUCCAGGCCAGUACGGAAUUCCCAGGCCCUGGUAUUUUCCUUGCACCAAGUCCUACUGGUUUGGUGAGGAAAGUGAUGAGAAGAGCCACCCUGGUUCCAACCAGAAGAGAAUGUCAGAAAUCUGCAUGGAGGAGGAGCCCACCCAUCUGAAGCUGGGCGUGUCCAUUCAGAACCUGGUAAAAGUCUACCGAGAUGGGAUGAAGGUGGCUGUCGAUGGCCUGGCACUGAAUUUUUAUGAGGGCCAGAUCACCUCCUUCCUGGGCCACAAUGGAGCGGGGAAGACGACCACCAUGUCAAUCCUGACUGGGUUGUUCCCCCCGACCUCAGGCACAGCCUACAUCCUGGGAAAAGACAUUCGCUCUGAGAUGAGCACCAUCCGGCAGAACCUGGGGGUCUGUCCCCAGCAUAAUGUGCUGUUUGACAUGCUGACUGUGGAAGAACACAUCUGGUUCUAUGCCCGCCUGAAAGGGCUCUCCGAGAAGCAUGUGAAGGCGGAGAUGGAGCAGAUGGCCCUGGAUGUUGGUUUGCCAUCAAGCAAGCUGAAAAGCAAAACAAGCCAGCUGUCAGGUGGAAUGCAGAGAAAGCUAUCUGUGGCGUUGGCCUUUGUCGGGGGAUCCAAGGUUGUCAUUCUGGAUGAACCCACAGCUGGUGUGGACCCUUACUCCCGCAGGGGAAUAUGGGAGCUGCUGCUGAAAUACCGACAAGGCCGCACCAUUAUUCUCUCCACACACCACAUGGAUGAAGCGGACGUCCUGGGGGACAGGAUUGCCAUCAUCUCCCAUGGGAAGCUGUGCUGUGUGGGCUCCUCCCUGUUUCUGAAGAACCAGCUGGGAACAGGCUACUACCUGACCCUGGUCAAGAAAGAUGUGGAAUCCUCCCUCAGUUCCUGCAGAAACAGUAGUAGCACUGUGUCAUACCUGAAAAAGGAGGACAGUGUUUCUCAGAGCAGUUCUGAUGCUGGCCUGGGCAGCGACCAUGAGAGUGACACGCUGACCAUCGAUGUGUCUGCUAUCUCCAACCUCAUCAGGAAGCAUGUGUCUGAAGCCCGGCUAGUGGAAGACAUAGGGCAUGAGCUGACCUAUGUGCUGCCAUAUGAAGCUGCUAAGGAGGGGGCCUUUGUGGAACUCUUUCAUGAGAUUGAUGACCGGCUCUCAGACCUGGGCAUUUCUAGUUAUGGCAUCUCAGAGACGACCCUGGAAGAAAUAUUCCUCAAGGUGGCCGAAGAGAGUGGGGUGGAUGCUGAGACCUCAGAUGGUACCUUGCCAGCAAGACGAAACAGGCGGGCCUUCGGGGACAAGCAGAGCUGUCUUCACCCGUUCACUGAAGAUGAUGCUGUUGAUCCAAAUGAUUCUGACAUAGACCCAGAGUCCAGAGAGACAGACUUGCUCAGCGGGAUGGAUGGCAAAGGCUCCUACCAGGUGAAGGGCUGGAAGCUUACACAGCAACAGUUUGUGGCCCUUUUGUGGAAGAGACUGCUAAUUGCCAGACGGAGUCGGAAAGGAUUUUUUGCUCAGAUUGUCUUGCCAGCUGUGUUUGUCUGCAUUGCCCUUGUGUUCAGCCUGAUCGUGCCACCCUUUGGCAAGUACCCCAGCCUGGAACUUCAGCCCUGGAUGUACAACGAACAGUACACAUUUGUCAGCAAUGAUGCUCCCGAGGACACGGGAACCCUGGAACUCUUAAACGCCCUGACGAAAGACCCUGGCUUCGGCACCCGCUGUAUGGAAGGAAACCCCAUCCCAGACAUGCCCUGCCAGGCAGGGGAGGAAGAGUGGACCACUGCCCCAGUUCCCCAAACCAUCAAGGACCUCUUCCAGAAUGGGAACUGGACGAUGCAGAAUCCUUCACCUGCAUGCCAGUGUAGCAGCGACAAAAUCAAGAAGAUGCUGCCCGUGUGUCCCCCAGGGGCAGGGGGGCUGCCUCCUCCGCAAAGAAAACAAAACACUGCAGAUAUCCUUCAGGACCUGACGGGAAGAAACAUUUCGGAUUAUCUGGUGAAGACGUAUGUGCAGAUCAUAGCCAAAAGCUUAAAGAACAAGAUCUGGGUGAAUGAGUUUAGGUAUGGCGGGUUUUCCCUGGGUGUCAGUAAUACUCAAGCACUUCCUCCGAGUCAAGAAGUUAAUGAUGCCAUCAAACAAAUGAAGAAACACCUAAAGCUGGCCAAGGACAGUUCUGCAGAUCGAUUUCUCAACAGCUUGGGAAGGUUUAUGACAGGACUGGACACCAAAAAUAAUGUCAAGGUGUGGUUCAAUAACAAGGGCUGGCAUGCAAUCAGCUCUUUCCUGAAUGUCAUCAACAAUGCCAUUCUCCGGGCCAACCUGCAAAAGGGAGAGAACCCUAGCCAUUAUGGAAUUACUGCUUUCAAUCAUCCCCUGAAUCUCACCAAACAGCAGCUCUCAGAGGUGGCUCUGAUGACCACAUCAGUGGAUGUCCUUGUGUCCAUCUGCGUCAUCUUUGCGAUGUCCUUCGUCCCAGCCAGCUUUGUCGUAUUCCUGAUCCAGGAGCGGGUCAGCAAAGCAAAACACCUGCAGUUCAUCAGUGGCGUGAAGCCUGUCAUCUACUGGCUCUCUAAUUUUGUCUGGGAUAUGUGCAAUUACGUUGUCCCUGCCACACUGGUCAUUAUCAUCUUCAUCUGCUUCCAGCAGAAGUCCUAUGUGUCCUCCACCAACCUGCCUGUGCUAGCCCUUCUACUUUUGCUGUAUGGGUGGUCAAUCACACCUCUCAUGUACCCAGCCUCCUUCGUGUUCAAGAUCCCCAGCACAGCCUAUGUGGUGCUCACCAGCGUGAACCUCUUCAUCGGCAUCAAUGGCAGCGUGGCCACCUUUGUGUUGGAGCUCUUCACCGACAAUAAGCUGAAUAAUAUCAAUGAUAUCCUGAAGUCUGUGUUCUUGAUCUUCCCACAUUUUUGCCUGGGACGAGGGCUCAUUGACAUGGUGAAAAACCAGGCAAUGGCUGAUGCCCUGGAAAGGUUUGGGGAGAACCGCUUUGUGUCACCAUUAUCUUGGGACUUGGUGGGACGAAACCUCUUCGCCAUGGCCGUGGAAGGGGUGGUGUUCUUCCUCAUUACUGUUCUGAUCCAGUACAGAUUCUUCAUCAGGCCCAGACCUGUAAAUGCAAAGCUCCCUCCUCUGAAUGAUGAAGAUGAAGAUGUGAGGCGGGAAAGACAGAGAAUUCUUGAUGGUGGAGGCCAGAAUGACAUCUUAGAAAUCAAGGAGUUGACGAAG
Molecule: messenger RNA, 6166 nt
Organism: Mandrillus leucophaeus (drill)
Lineage: Eukaryota; Metazoa; Chordata; Mammalia; Primates; Cercopithecidae
Gene: ABCA1
Product: ATP-binding cassette, sub-family A (ABC1), member 1
Exons: 42
Biological process (GO): lipid transport; transmembrane transport
Cellular component (GO): membrane; intracellular membrane-bounded organelle
Molecular function (GO): ABC-type transporter activity; ATP binding; ATP hydrolysis activity
Source: RefSeq, a predicted model, not a curated record